Messenger RNA from Drosophila grimshawi, 3304 nucleotides. Its product is annotated as myogenesis-regulating glycosidase. Gene Ontology annotation, molecular function: hydrolase activity, hydrolyzing O-glycosyl compounds. The record is from RefSeq and is a predicted model, not a curated record. Gene Ontology annotation, biological process: carbohydrate metabolic process. NCBI's taxonomy places the organism in Eukaryota, Metazoa, Arthropoda, Insecta, Diptera, Drosophilidae. The transcript has 6 exons. Bases 106 to 2955 code for a protein of 949 amino acids.
ACCACAAGUUGUCUGUGUGUUAAUACUACUUAAUGAAUACCAAAAUCAAACCAAAGCAAACCCAUCCAAACGAUCAUAAGUACAAGUCGCGCUUCAGGCGAGAGUAUGCCACAGCUGACGCCGACGUCAGUGCCAGUGUCGGCACCGGCACCGCUGUUGGCUGCCCAGGCGCUCAAUGGGCAGGCGCAGGCGUUGCCCUAUGCGGAUGAGGUCUUGGAUCAGGAUCAGGACCAGCACCUGCAUCAUGUCGAUGAGGAGCAGGUUCAGCUACUGGCGUCUGUAGGCCAACGCAAGCCAUCGCUGGGCCAGCGUCGCAAUAUGGAGCUGCCACAUCUGUUUGUGGUUAAAGAGCUGCCCGAUGAGCUGGAAAUUUCGUCACUCAACUCAGAUACGGCUACGCCGCCAGUGUCACAACAAGAUGGAGAAAGAGAACGGGAUCGAGAUCAUUUUAGUCACGGCCUGAGACGCAAUUCCAUAUCGCUGCCGAUGGGUAUCAAUUCGUUGGAUUUGGAGGCGCUGCGCCUGCGGCAUCAGAUGCAGGCGCAGGAGGCGCUACACGAAGAGAGCUUUAUUGCCUCCGCCUCCAGUGUGGGCACACCCACAACGAUUGUGGUAACUCCCAGUGAUGCAAAUGAUUCGAACCACAAGCAGGAGGACGAUGACAGCAGCAGCGAUGAAUUCGGAAAUAUCAAGAAACCCGUCUACAAGGAUCGCUUUCGAAGUCGGAGACGCGCCUCAAUUGCCCCGCUGCCCGCCCUGCGACUCAACAGCAAGGAGAUGUUGGCCAGCGAUUUUGACACGCACAGCUUGGCCAGCAAUCAGGCCUCGAUCACCAGCGUCAACUCUUUGGCCAGUCUGUUGCGUGAAAAGAUGCAGGCCUUUCCACAGAUGAUACGCAAAAAGAAGCGCGAGACGAAGGACUACAAGAUAAAAAUCUUUGUGAUCCUGAUGUUCUUCAUCAUCAUCUUUCUGAUUGGCUACGCGUACGUUGCAUACCAUCAUCAGGUGCUGACCAAGAGCUAUUUCCAGAAGAUCAAGUUCAACUCAAAGGAUCGCAUCUUUCGCAUAUUGAGCCACGAGGACAAGGAGGUGAUAUCUGGCCAUUUGGGCGUAACACUCGGUAGCGAUACGGCGCCCUUCCACUGCCUCGAGGAUCAUCGGCGCAGCGAUGGCAGCGUCUGCAUCGAGUGGAAUGGAAUCGCCCGCCUGCACAUGAACUUCGAGGAUAAACAGGUGUUCCGGUGCUAUACGUUGCAGUGGCAGGCCCUCACUCCUGGCCUGCUGCCGACAGAUUGCUAUGAGCUGAAGCGGGAUAAUGGACUGUGGUUUGGCGGUGGCAUUACCAAGGGUCAGGAGUGGUCCCUCAGCUAUGCCAACUUUGACUUUAUGCCGUAUGCCAGCGGCGAUAGCAAGGUGCAUCAGUUUGGUAAUGGGGUGAAGCGAUAUUUCAUCAACUCCAUUGGCGUUGCGAUGCAGGUUAGCGAGCGUACGCCGCUCCAGCUGAGCAUCAAUCGGACAGAGAACCAGUUCUGUCUGCGGGCAGCCAACGAUGAUUUCACAUUUGUCAAUCGCUUGACGCCGUUGCCUCAGCUCGAUUAUCGGAUAUGCACGACGGAGGAUAUGCGCAGCUUGCACAUGCUAAUGACACAGCAGAGCCUUUGGGAUGGACUGACCGAGCAGGAUAUUGGGGAGCUGCACUCGUUGCUGGAGGAGCCAGUGUGGCAGAUGCCACAUCAGGCGCAACGGGAUGCCCUCAACGAGACCAUUAUUUGUGAUUACUCGGAGAAUGCGAUUGCCAUCGGUCUGGGCCACAUUGUCAUCAAUGAGUUCUGGCAGGAGAAUAUUGGCGAUUUCACAGUGGAUCGCGCACGCUUUCCAACGCUCAAGGACACCAUCGAUGUGCUGCAUCGGCGCGGCUUUAAGGUCGUCUUCACCAUUCAGCCGUUCAUCAGCACGGAUAGUGCAAACUUUAAGGAUGCCGUUGAACGCAAGCUGCUCAUCUAUGAGCGCUACUCGGAGCGCAGCAUUCCCGCCCUGACCCGCUAUAAGAGCAGCUCCAGCGCCGGCGUUUUGGACAUCACCAAUAAUGCAUCUGUGCCGUGGCUGCUGGAAAAACUGCAGCGUCUGAAGGAUGAGUAUGGUGUGAAGAGUUUCUAUUUAGAUCUGGGCACCGGUUACAAUCUACCGCAUUACUAUCAGUGCCGCAAACCGCUGGACAAUCCGGACAUGUACGCCCGCAUGCUGACCAGCAGCCUGGAGAGCGCCGGUUUGAUGGCCGUUUCGACGGCAAGCGUUGUGCCAAGGCCGCCAACAUUUCUGAGCACACCGCCGGCAAACGCAACGUGGGAGGGAUUGAGGGAUACGCUGGCCGCAGUGCUCAACUAUGGCGUCAUUGGUUAUCCAUUUGUGCUGCCUGGCGCCAUUGGUGGCGACUAUCUGCUCGAGCGUCCGCUCACCAAAAUGGUUUCAUUCUAUUCACUGGAACAGCCACCGCUGCCCGAUGCAGAGCUCUUCAUACGCUGGCUACAGUUGGCCACAUUCCUGCCAGCGAUGCAGUUCAGUCAUCUGCCGGAUGAGUAUCACAGCGAGCUGGUCACUCGUGUUGCCCAAGAGCUGAAGGAGGUGCGCCAGACGGUGGUCAUAGCGCUGCUCAAGAAAUAUCUAAGUCCAUCGAUGAACGAGGGCUUGCCUCUGGUGCGUCCGCUCUGGAUGCUCGAUCCCCAUGAUCCCGCCUGUCUCAUUGUCAGCGAUGAAUUCUCUGUCGGCGAGGAGCUCAUUGUUGCGCCAAUUCUAGAUGCGGGUCGCGAAGAGCGUGAAGUUUACCUGCCGCAGGGCGUAUGGAAGGACGGCAUCGAUGGCUCCCUGCGCAAGGGCAGCCGGUGGAUGCACGGAUAUCGUGUGCCCAAGGAUAAGAUCGCUUACUUUCGCAAAAUGCCGGACAACACGCGCUUCUAAGAGAAUGCAUAUGUGAUUUACCAACUAUUCCUUACUUCCAGUUGCAGCUCCAGUUGACUCAUCUAUAUUCAUUUUAUAUAUUAUUAUUAUUACUUGUUUAUCUCAUCAUAGAUAAUACCACCCACAUUCCAUAACAAACAUAAGUUGCCUAUAUUUUAGGCUUAGUUUUCUAGUAUUAUUAUUUUUUUUUGUUUUUUUUUUGUCAAGUUUAUUUAAGUGCAUUCUGUGAUGCUCGGCAUUGCAUUAGUUACGUAAUCGUUGUUAACUAUAUACAUAUAUAUAUAUGUAUCUAAAAAUGAAUCAUCAAAGAUAAAAAUGUAUUGAAAUACUGAUUAUUAAAUCGAUGUAC